GGGCACUGUGUAGAGAAGGGAAGCCAUGUGUCUGUGGAGCAAGCUUUAGAGCAGAGAAGCGAGGAUAAGGGUAAGUAAGCUGUGAUGUCUGAGGCUCAUAGGGGCCAAGGAAAGUUUCAAUUUGGGUCCAAUAUUGCUAGUGCCUCUAGAACAAAGACAAUUGAAUCUUCAAAAGCUAGAUGGGGUGAUAUGCUUCAAGAGGGGGAAGAUGGUAUAUUGCCCCUGCAAAAACCGAAGCCAAUAAGGAGCGGGUCUUCUGUAGUCCAAGAGAAUACAGAUAUAAGGAAGGGUUGGGAAUUGCAAUAUGUAAAGCCUCAGGAUCCUUUUGGUGUAGUGGUUAUAACUAAGGACGAAUGGAAUGAGAGGUCCAAGAUUUGGCAGAAUGCUCUUGUUGGGCAUGUGUUGGGCAUUAAGCCUAGUUUCAAGGACAUGGCUAAUUUUGUGAACAAUCAGUGGAAGGAAUUUCAAGUGCCUAAAGCUUUUAUACUACGUAAUGGAGUGUUUUUAUUUGACUUUGUUGAUAAUGAUGCAAAGCAGGCUGUGCUUGAAAAGAAGUGGACGUUCAAUGAUCAUCCUUUAAUGCUUAAACAAUGGACUCCAAAUGUUGAUCUAGAUAAUUUGGAUGUCAGUAAGAUUCUAGUUUGGCUUCAAUUUCCUGAUUUGCAUUUGAGUUUAUGGAAGCCUAAGAGUUUGGGCAAGAUUGCAAGUUACUUGGGGAUUCUAAUUGCUACAGAUGCCUUGACUUCUAAAAGACAAAGGGUAUUGUUUGCUCGUAUGCUGGUGGAGGUUGAAUUUAUGGAGCAAUUACUUAGAUUGGUACCUAUGGUGGGUCCUAAAGGGAUUUUUCAACAACCAUUAAUUUUUGAGUGGGCCCAUGUUCGUUUUGGUAAAUGUAAUAAUCUUGGACAUGAAGAGAUGAAUUGUAGGGCAAAAACUAGGAAGAUAUGGGUGGUAAAGCAACCUAUUAUUGAGUUAGUACAACAUAAGGUGCUAGUUCCAAAUGUGGAAAUUACAACAUCUAAAGUUAAAGCUCAGGUUGUAAAUACUACGAGUGAUCAACUGCUCAAAAUGAACUCAGAAGUAACUUCAAUACAACUUGAGAAAACUGAUUAUCAUUGUGGAACUAUUGUGGUAGUGCAAAAUUAUGAGAAGAUUGAUUUGGUUGAAAAUGCUAUUGGUAGUAAAGGAAAUAUGCAGGAGGUGGUACAGGCCUUUUUUGAAAGGGAUGUGGAAGCUGUUGUGAAGUCAAUUCCUAAUGGUAAAUCUCCUAGUCUUGAUGGGUUUACUGUAGUUAUGGAAUAUUUGACGAGGAAGCUGCAAGAACUUGAAACAGAUGCACAUUUCAGGUUUCAUGCUAAAUGCAAAACUAUGAAGUUGACUCAUUUAAUUUUUGCUGAUGAUGUUGUGCUUUUCUGUAAAGUAGAUGAAAAGUCUCUAGCAUUGAUGAUGCAUAAGUUUGAUGAAUUUUUGAGAGUCUUUGGAUUGGAGGUAUAUUGGAGUGGAGCUCUUUUGCUGCCAAAAAAGGUUCUCAAGAAUAUUAAUUCAGCAUGUAGGAAUUUUAUUCGGAGUGGGAAGUGGAAUCAAAGUGCCAUGGCUUUGGUAGCAUGGGAUGAUAUGUGUACUCCCAAGUGUGAGGGUGGGCUUGGUAUUAAGCAAUUGGACAUGUGGAAUAGAGCUACCUUGAGUAAGCUAGUGUGGCUCAUAUGCAAAAAUCAUGAUAAUAUUUGGGUCUGUUGGGCAAAACAAGUGUUAUUGAAAGGUAAAAAUUUUUGGGAAGUAGAGAUCCCAACUAAUUGUGCCUGGACGUGGAGGCAGGUUCUAAAAUUGAGACCAGUGUUGAAGAAGUAUAUCUGGGUACAAGUGGGAGACGGAAGGCAAACUUCAUUGUUCUAUGAUUGGUGGAUGGGUGAAUCAAGACUCAAUGAUAAUCUCUCAAGUUCAGAUAUCUCAACUUGGGGGCAUGAUCUACUAGUUUGUGAUUGGUGGAAUGGGAAGGAAUGGAGCAUACCGGAUAGUUUUGUGAGAAGGCAUCCUCAUAUUGUUGAAGUUAUUUCUCAGCAAAGUCUAUCUCGGUCAGCAGAUGUUGCACUGUGGAAAGCAACUAAAAAUGAUGGAUUCAGCGAGCUUGCAAGGGAAGAAGAGUGAGUAAGAGGAAGAUAAGAACUGCACUUGCUGCCACUAUUUAUCUUAUUUGGCAUGAGAGAAAUUAUAGAAUUUUUCAAGGGAAAAUGAGGUCUGGUACAUUGAUAUGUAGAGAAAUUUUGAGUUUUAUGAGAUUAAAGUUUUGAUGUCAGAGAUUUUCCCUGGGUAUGCCGGAUGCAAAUGUAUAUAUGAUCUUCAUUUUAAAUGAAAUUGCUUGCCAAUU
Molecule: messenger RNA, 2365 nt
Organism: Rubroshorea leprosula
Lineage: Eukaryota; Viridiplantae; Streptophyta; Magnoliopsida; Malvales; Dipterocarpaceae
Source: the annotation of a GenBank genome assembly